AAGAACAAACUAUUAAGCUAAGAACAAGCUCAUUGAGGGAGAGAGAGAGAGACAGGGGGAAGGAAUGAGUGGAGAAGGGAAGGUAGUAUGUGUGACUGGUGCUUCCGGUUAUAUAGCUUCAUGGCUUGUGAAGCUCUUGCUCCAACGUGGGUACACAGUCAAAGCCACUGUCAGGGACCCAAAUGAUCCGAAGAAAACAGAUCAUUUACUUUCCCUUGAUGGAGCUAAAGAAAGACUUCAAUUAUUCAAAGCAAGUUUACUGGAAGAAGGAUCUUUUGAUUCUGUAGUUGAUGGUUGCCAAGGUGUUUUUCAUACAGCAUCCCCUGCUAGUUUUGCAGCCAGUGACCCACAGUCAGAAUUAAUUGAUCCAGCAGUGGAGGGAACACUUAACGUUCUUAGAUCAUGUGCAAAAGCUGCUUCUAUCAAGAGAGUGAUUGUAACGUCUUCUUUGGCUUCAGUUAUACGCAACAGAAAACUUUUGACCCCGGAUGUAGUUGUCGACGAGACUUGGUUUUCAGAUCCAGUUAUGUGUAAGGAGUUGAAGCUCUGGUAUCAGCUCUCAAAAACCUUAGCUGAGGAGGCUGCUUGGAAGUUUGCUGAAGAGUGUGGCAUUGACUUGGUAGCAAUAAAUCCAGGGUUUUCAAUUGGUCCCCUCAUACAGCCAACUCCUACUUCUAGUAUGAUAGGUUUUCUGAAUAGGAUAAAAGUUCAAGUGUUUCCAGAUGGAAUUUACAAUUUUGUUGAUGUUAGAGAUGUUGCACAUGCACAUAUUCAGGCACUUGAAACUCCCGCUGCUAAUGGCAGAUAUUGUUUAGUGGGAAGUGUUGCACACUAUUCAGAGACUUGCAAGAUAUUGCACAAACUCUACCCGAGUUUGCACCUACCUGAAAAAGAUGAAGAUGACAUACCUUUGCGUCCAUUGCACAAGGUAUCCCAAGACAAAGCCAAAAGUUUGGGAGUUAGCUUCAUUCCUUUGGAAAGGAUGAGUGGAGCAGAGAAGGUGGUGUGCGUGACUGGAGCUUCAGGAUUCAUAGCUUCAUGGGUGGUGAAGAUCCUUCUUCAACGUGGGUAUACUGUCAAAGCUACAGUUCGUGACCCAAAUGAUCCAAAGAAAACAGAGUGUUUACUAGCACUUGAUGGAGCUAAAGAAAGACUUCAGUUAUUCAAAGCAAGUUUACUGGAAGAAGGAUGUUUUGAUUCUGUAGUUGAUGGAUGCCAAGGUGUUUUUCAUAUAGCAUCCCCGGUUUUUUUCACGGCCAAUGACCCACAGUCAGAAAUAAUUGAUCCAGCAGUGAAGGGAACUCUUAACGUUCUUAGAUCAUGUUCAAAAGUUCCUUCUAUCAAGAGAGUGAUUAUAACAUCUUCUAUGGCUUCAGUUAUGUUCAACGGAAAACCUAUGACCCCUGAUGUAGUUGUGGAUGAGACUUGGUUUUCAGAUCCAGUUAUAUGUAAAGAGGAGAAGCUCUGGUAUCAUCUCUCAAAAACCUUAGCUGAGGAGGCUGCUUGGAAGUUUUCUGAAGAGUGUGGCAUUGACUUGGUAGUAAUAAACCCAGGCUUUGUUAUUGGUCCAAUCAUACAGCAAACUCCUACUUUUAGCAUUGAGGGAUUUCUGAAGCUUGUGAAUGGGACUCAAACAUUUCCUGAUGGAAUUUAUAGAUUUGUUGAUGUUAGAGAUGUUGCGCAUGCACAUAUUCAGGCAUUUGAGACUCCUGCUGCUAGUGGCAAAUAUUGUUUAGUUGGAAGAGUUGCACACUAUUCUGAGGUUUUCAAGAUAUUGCACAAACUUUACCCAAGUUUGCAUCUACCUGAAAUAUUUGAAGAUGACAAGCCUUUGCUGCCGCUCUACAAGGUUUCCCAUGAGAAAGCCAAAAGUUUGGGUAUUAGCUUCACUCCUUUGGAAGUGACUCUUGGGGACACUAUUGAAAGCAUGAAGGAAAAAGGCUUCCUCACUGUCUGAAUGUUAUUAAAAGGGAACCCACGCAAAUUGUUAUCAACCUGUUCAGUUUGGCAAGAAUAAAAUAUUUGGUAUCUUUCCUUCCAAAUAAUGUAAUCUCGAGUGAAACAUUUGGGAGUAUCUUUUCUUUCAAAUAAUGUAAUCUCUUAGGAGAAAACUAGGGGUAUUUUUCCUAAUUACUUUUACCAAUUGUUUGUGGUGUUUGGUUUGGGGAAUCUUGAACAAAAGGUAAUUACUUUUACCAGUUGUAUGUGGUGUUUGGUUUGGAGAAUCUUGAACAAAAGGUAAUUACUUUUACCA
Molecule: messenger RNA, 2254 nt
Organism: Corylus avellana
Lineage: Eukaryota; Viridiplantae; Streptophyta; Magnoliopsida; Fagales; Betulaceae
Product: phenylacetaldehyde reductase
Molecular function (GO): oxidoreductase activity, acting on the CH-OH group of donors, NAD or NADP as acceptor
Source: RefSeq, a predicted model, not a curated record